AUGGUCUCGGCAAAUAUCACAGAGCUGUUGGCCACUUACAUCCAUGCCCUCCACAUUCUUCACCUUCACGGGGUGCUUGAUGGCUAUGGUCACCUCUCGGUGCGGAACCCCGACAACCCGCCAACCUUCUUCCUGAUGGGCAGACUCGCUCCCGCUCUGGUUUCUAGCCCCGACGACAUUGGCGAGUUCCGCGUCUCAGAUGCCGAGCCUGUUAGCCCUGGAAUGCCACAACCGCCCAUCGAACGCUACAUUCACAGCGAGGUUCUCAAGCGAUACCCAGACGUCAACGUGGUCUUGCACGGCCAUUCACCGGAGCUGUUCUUGUACAGCCUCACUGACGUCCCCUUGCGGCCCUGGAUCCUCGACACAGAGGUUCCCCUGUUUGACAUUUUCAACUAUCUCGGCCCCGACGACCCCCAAUCCAUUCUUGUGAACACUCCCCGUCUCGGUGCUGCGCUUGCAGCCGUUUUCGACUCGUGCCCUGUGCACUCCGACGGCAACGCUACUGCCACCGGCCAUUGCGAUGACCAGGACGUCGCGAACUCAGACAACGACAACAACCGCUUCCCAGCCCAUAAUCUUGUCCUCAUGCAAUCUCACGGCUUCACCGCCGUCGCCACUGAUAUCAAGACCAUGACCUUCCUCGGCGUCAAUGCAGUGGUCCAGGCCAGAAUCCAGUCCGAAGCCCUUCAGAUCCAGCACGCCUACACCGGCAAGGCCGCCAGAGGUCACAAUGGAAUCGAUUAUCUGACUCCCCAACAGGUCCGGGAUGGAUGGUCGGCUAUCAUUCCGACAGUCGAGAGGCCAUGGCAGUUGUGGGUGAGGGAAGUGCAGGUGAAUCCUUUGUAUGAGAAUGAGCUGGAUGCGGAUGACUAG
Parathielavia appendiculata is the source of this 876-nucleotide messenger RNA. RefSeq names its product arad-like aldolase/epimerase. Bases 1 to 876 code for a protein of 291 amino acids. The record is from RefSeq and is a predicted model, not a curated record. Lineage: Eukaryota; Fungi; Ascomycota; Sordariomycetes; Sordariales; Chaetomiaceae. The transcript is spliced from 2 exons.